AUGGCUACUAUGAAUGACGACGCUAACAAGAUACCUCAAAAGACCCGUGAGGUCAACAACCAUCACAUGGACUCUACAGUCUGGAACGAUGUAAAGCUCAGAUCAGACGAUAUCAUCAUCGCAACCUACUCCAAAUCAGGAACAACAUGGGUGCAACAAAUCGUAUCUCAGCUCAUUCAUCAAGGUGAUCCAACUGUUGCAGCAGGCGCUUUAUCUCCAUGGGUCGAUAUACGCAUUGUUCCCAGAGAGGUCAUGCUUGACAUGGUUGAGGCGCAGACACACAGGCGGUUUAUGAAGACACACUUGCCCGUUGAUAGUCUCGUGUGGGACCCUAAAGUCAAGUACAUCUUCAUCGCCCGUGAUGGCCGUGACAUGAUCUGGAGUCUUCACCAUCACUUCUACGCUGCAACCCCCACCUUUUACAGCUUUUUCGAAAACACUGGGGUGACUCCCUUCCAACGUCCUAGCGAGAACCCGCGAGACAUGCUGAUUGAUCUUAUUGAAGACGAUACCCGUCCAACAAUCUGCUGGCCUUUCUGGAGCCACAUUCGAGGAUGGUGGGAGCGCCGUGAUCAGUCUAACCUCAUGCUGGUUCACUUCAAUGACCUCAAAAAAGACCUUGACGGCGAGGUUCGCAAGAUUGCCAAGUUUCUCGAAACUCCGGAUAUGCCCGAGGACAAGUUCAAAGAUGUUGUUGAGCACAGUACUUUUGACUGGAUGAAGGAACAUGCAGAACUGGCUGCGCCACCUCAGGCUGCGGUAGCAUGGGAGAAUGGCGCUAAGGAUUUUGUGCACAAAGGCUCUAAUGGACGAUGGAAGGAUGUAUUGUCUGAGGAGGACAACAAGAGAUACUUGGACAAGGCAAAGGAGGAACUUGGAGAAGAGUGCGCGAACUGGUUACAGAAUGGUGGCUCUUUCAAUUGA
Fusarium venenatum is the source of this 924-nucleotide messenger RNA. RefSeq names its product P-loop containing nucleoside triphosphate hydrolase protein. Gene Ontology annotation, biological process: sulfation. Lineage: Eukaryota; Fungi; Ascomycota; Sordariomycetes; Hypocreales; Nectriaceae. The record is from RefSeq and is a predicted model, not a curated record. Gene Ontology annotation, molecular function: sulfotransferase activity. Gene Ontology annotation, cellular component: cytoplasm.